Laetiporus sulphureus 93-53 is the source of this 2989-nucleotide messenger RNA. RefSeq lists its product as uncharacterized. NCBI's taxonomy places the organism in Eukaryota, Fungi, Basidiomycota, Agaricomycetes, Polyporales, Laetiporaceae. The record is from RefSeq and is a predicted model, not a curated record. The transcript is spliced from 6 exons. The coding region runs from base 1 to 2730 and encodes 909 amino acids.
AUGGCAGUUCCCGUCUUUUCCGUCACAAUAGACGACACUUCUCCGACCAUUGCUUAUGCGCCGUUCGGUGACUCUUUCGGAAAACCAAUCUUGCUCCAGGGCUGGAAUCCUUACUUCACAAAGUCGGGCUUCGCUACGGAUGCUGGCUCAUCAUCUUCGGAUUCGGGUGUCAGCAACAUUGGGGACGGCACCAGCUUGCAUCUGACCGCCCACGAUGGUGCUGAACUCGCAAUAAGCUGGAACGGCACCGCCGUGACCCUUUACGGUACGAUCACUGCCAAUUCCUCAAGCUCCGUGAGUUACUCUGUCUCGCUGGAUGGCAACUCCACCACGAACUACUAUUCUUCCAUCUCUUCCAAUGCGACCGUGGAUACGGCAUCGGCUGAUAUUCUCGCUGCGUUUUCGAAUUUGUCCGAUGGCCUCCAUGAGGUCGUCCUGACUGUACAUAAUCCCGGUAUGUCAAAUAGUACCGAUGAAACCGAUUUGGAUGCAGUCGUCGCGUUCGACCGUGCUGAUGUUUUCCUAGAUGAGCUCGAGAGCGAGCCCACUGCCACAUCCUCAUCAUCUCUCGUAGCGCCUACGGCCACGGAAUCCGUCACAACCUUCGUCCUACCCGACAACUCGAUCGCCUUCCGUGGACAGUGGUCCUACGUGUCUGGACUUCUGCCAAAUUCCCCCGAUGAAGCCUUCCAUACCAGCAUGAACGUCGGGGAUAGCGCGAACAUUGUGUUCAACGGUAAGUUUAGGUUGGUGUCCCCUGUGAAGCGUCGAAAAAGCGCUGCAAGUUGGCUGUAUCUCGUUUCCACUCAAACGCCGCGCGUUUCUUGGCACCGUACGGCGGUCACGAUCACAGGUCUGACGACACCGUCGUCUGGCACGUACAACAUAAGUCUUGACGGCCAGCAAGUGGGGAACCUGUCAGCACGCGCAUCCUUCACAACUCCAUCGCCUACCGUGUUCUUUUACGCUGCUGGGCUCGACCCUGGUGUGAUGCAUGAUCUCAUGAUUGUGAACGCAGGCGCGUCGGGGAACGGCAGUGGGUCCUACCUCAUCUUAUUGGCGGGAGGUGUAAAUGUGACGAUGGUGGGAAACGUUUCUGUGUCUACAACAGGCUUUGCCUCGAGCUCCUCCCGCCUUGCCGCCGGGACAAUCGCUGCAAUUGCAGUUGGAGUGACUCUGGGAUUUGUCCUUAUGGUGCUUCUCCUCGUCCUCGCGAUCUAUUGGCACCGACGACGUUGUCGAAAUCGUGAUCUAGACCAUGCCCUUCCAUCGCAAUCGCGGUCGACAUUCUGGAGACGCAAGUUCCGUCUCUGUACAAGACAGCUUGCGCAGUCACAUGAUCAUGAAGUGGUCGCGAAGUGGGCCGAGGAGUACGUGGGCGGGACGGCAGAACAGGGUGUCAUUCAGAUCGGGAGGCAUAUUGAUGAAAAAGUGGAAGAUAAUUCUGACGACGAAGGAGGUCCUAGCGGUCGUUAUGGUGAGUUGAGGGUGCGGACAAGACAUACAUCACAAAAUUCCGACGGCAGCUUCUCAAUAGAGCUCCCGAUGCUGUCUUCGACACCUCUAGAGUAUCCUCCAGCCUCGUUCCCAUCUACUCCUCAUCCGAUUUCAUUACAUUCCCAUGUUUCGGCUCUGCCUCGCACUUCAAAUCUAACGUCUCCGCCGAGCUCUCGACCUCGUGGACCACGCGACAUGCACGGCCCCGAUAGUGCUCGGGGAAUCUUGCUUUCCGACGCCGCUUCACCCACCUUUGAAGGGAACGUGCCUAGUCUACGGGUGGAAUUUGCUCACCAGCAAGAGGUGCCGGGACGUCGAACAGAGCGUCACCUGAGUACUGGAGGGAUGUCAUUCACACAGUCUAUCCGGCAGGCUCUUAGUCGCAGCAUUGACAGCGGAGACGACGACGGCGUCUCAAGGCCGUCUACCCUACUCUCCUUUUUGGAGUUCUCUUCGUCUGAGUCAGGAUCACAGUCUGGCAGUGGCAACCGCUCGAACCGCUUGUCCUCCUCGGACUCUCGGUCGAAUUCAAAACGAUCGACCCGCAGCUCGCUGAAGUCACGGAGCAACGCAGGCAGCGAGCGCAGUACAAAUAGCGCAGUUCCACCCGAGAGACGGAUGUCGCUAGGCCUCUCUAUGACCGUUGCUGGGGGACCCACCUCGAGCCGGCCGUCGCUCACGCCCGAUGUCUCCCUCAAGGCAGUGUCUAUACCCCCACCCAUCACCAUCCCGCCUGACACUCACGCACGAGAUCCUAACAUGCUGUCCGCUGACGCUGCCGGUAUGCUCCCCUCACCGACUGACUCCCUCCCCAUGACCGUGUCCGAUAUUCACUUCAGGCACUCAUUGCCCUCGACCACCUCUCACGGGAGCGAAUCCCGUCGGACCAGUGCAAUCCGUAUCAGUGGCUCGCACCGACUACCACAUCCACCCUUACCUGGAGCUUCGCCGACCACUCCUUCCUUCCCGUCUUCACCUUCACAUGCCCGUCAGGAUUCCCAGGCCAGCAGGCCAUACAUUGUACAAAGGUUGAUGGGCAUUUCGGAUACGACGUCAAGUGCCGGGACAACGCCUAUUGGAAGUCCUGCAGCCCCAGCAGCGACGGAAUUACGAGCCGGCGACAGUAGGCAUGGUGCUACGGGGAGUAUCAGCAGGAGUGUUAUACACAGCCCAUCGACAUCGAGCUUCACGCCGCGAAGUCCGUUCGGAUUUACUUUUCACAGACAACGGUAAUUGUAUGGACUAGGAAAAGAGACAGUCGAUCUCUACAGCUGUUCGCGAUGUCUUCUUACAUCUGCAUUGUGUAUUGUACUGUAAUUGUACUACUGACGACUGCUUUGCCAUCCAUCACAUAUACACAUUCCCUUUUUGCGUGCUAACUUUACAUGGAGCCCUCGUACUAGUAGGAUUGGAUAGCUGAUUCUGUGCUAGUUUUCUCGAUCUCUUAGAUACCAGCUCCUCCGCCUCUGCCCUCUGCUCUUGUUGGGUACCA